Molecule: messenger RNA, 7649 nt
Organism: Lepisosteus oculatus (spotted gar)
Lineage: Eukaryota; Metazoa; Chordata; Actinopteri; Semionotiformes; Lepisosteidae
Gene: slc6a8
Product: solute carrier family 6 member 8
Biological process (GO): sodium ion transmembrane transport
Cellular component (GO): plasma membrane
Molecular function (GO): gamma-aminobutyric acid:sodium:chloride symporter activity
Source: RefSeq, a predicted model, not a curated record
CCCAGUCCUCAGCAGAGCCUACACAGAGGAGCACAGACACGAGGAGCAGAGCUGCACUUGCACCAGACGCAGGAGAGACAAUGAAGCAGUGAGCGCAGGGCUAUAGGAAAGCAGCACAGCAAGCGCAGUAGCCUUUCCACCGGAGACCAGAGAGAGCAAGGCGCACCGCUAGUUUUUUUCUCUUCCCUCCUGUCUCCUCUUUGAGAGAUACGUUCCCAUGCGAUUCUUCAGACUCACAUUUAAGUGUUUCGUGGAUUGUUUUUGAAGGUGCUGUCCGGCUGGUGCUUUUUUGACCUCUUCUCAUUUUUUUCCCUUUUUUUUUUUGAAAAAAAAAACAGCUGUUUUUCCGCAUCGAUUUCUGAUCCACGGCGAUAUUUUAUCAGCCUUUUCUGGGGCUGAUUGUUUUUUACAUUUCUCCAAAAAAAAAAAGAACUGAUAUCUUUACCCGCUGACUUUUAUUGUUACGGAAAGCUGAGAUACAGAACGUCCAAAAAAAUCUAUAUCAAACGGAGAGAGCAGGUUCUGUUUUGAACUGGUUAGCCGCUACUGAGACUAAAAAUAAGAACAGCGGUCUUGAUUCUUGGAUGACAGCUGAACUGUGACCAAUAGCUGACAGGAAGGGUCAGGAGGGUUUCUGGUUUGCUGCCGUCCAGCUGCGGAGAUGGAGAAGUCGAUGCUGAAGGACGACUGCUGCUCUGUGGUUUUGGGGGAGGAGAAGAAAGGGCACCUCAUCCCGAACUGCAGUGGGCACCAGGGUGCCAACGGCAACCUGGUUGGCAUAGCGGCGGCGGGGGCAGGGGGCGCGGGGGUGCCCGCAGUGGACAGGGUAGUGUACCCGGAAAGAGAGACCUGGACCAGGCAGAUGGACUUCAUCAUGUCCUGCGUGGGCUUCGCUGUGGGUCUGGGGAACGUGUGGCGCUUCCCUUACCUGUGCUACAAGAACGGUGGAGGAGUCUUCCUCAUUCCCUAUAUCCUGAUUGUCCUGGUCGGGGGGAUCCCUAUCUUUUUCUUGGAGAUCGCACUGGGACAGUUCAUGAAGGCUGGCAGCAUCAAUGUGUGGAACAUUGCACCGCUCUUUAAAGGACUGGGCUAUGCCUCAAUGGUGAUCGUGUUCUUCUGCAACACCUACUACAUCAUGGUGCUGGCCUGGGGAUUCUACUACUUCGUGCAGUCGUUCACCGCCACCCUGCCCUGGUCCUCCUGCGACAACCCCUGGAACACCGAGACCUGCAUCGAGAUCUUCCGGCACGACGAGUGCCACAACGGCACCAUCGGCAAUUCCUCCUUCGGCAACAUGACGUGUGAGGAGCUGGCCAGCGGCCGCUCGCCCAUCAUCGAGUUCUGGGAGAACAAAGUUCUGAACAUCUCGGAGGGGCUGGAUUACCCGGGCGCCAUGAACUGGGAAGUGAUGCUCUGCCUCCUUGCAACCUGGGUCAUUGUGUACUUCUGCGUGUGGAAGGGGGUCAAGUCAACGGGGAAGAUCGUGUACUUCACGGCCACCUUCCCGUACGUCGUGCUGAUCAUCCUGCUGGUGCGCGGCGUGACCCUGCCGGGCGCCUACGACGGGAUUCUCUACUACAUCAAGCCGAACUGGUCCAAGCUGGGCGAGGCGCAGGUUUGGAUCGAUGCCGGCACGCAGAUUUUCUUCUCCUACGCAAUCGGGCUGGGCGCUCUCACCGCCCUAGGCAGUUACAACCGAUUCAACAAUGACUGCUACAAGGAUGCCUUUGUGCUAGCCCUCAUCAACAGUGGCACCAGCUUCUUUGCUGGCUUUGUGGUGUUCUCCAUUCUGGGUUUCAUGGCAUCGGAGCAGGGAGUCGACAUAUCCAAAGUGGCCGAGUCAGGUCCCGGCCUGGCGUUCAUUGCGUACCCAAAAGCUGUCUCUCUGAUGCCAGUAGCCCCACUUUGGGCGGCUCUCUUCUUCUUCAUGCUUCUGCUGUUGGGACUGGACAGUCAGUUUGUUGGGGUGGAAGGUUUUGUUACUGGGAUUCUGGACCUGUUUCCCGGGAAGUAUUACAUGCGCUGGCGGCGGGAAAUCGCCGUUGCCAUCUGCUGUUCGCUUUGCUUUAUUAUCGAUCUCUCCAUGGUUACUCAGGGGGGGAUGUACGUCUUCCAGCUCUUUGAUUAUUACUCAGCCAGCGGUAUGACCCUGCUGUGGCAGGCAUUCUGGGAAUGCGUAGUUGUCUCCUGGGUCUACGGAGCUGACAGGUUUAUGGAUGACAUCGCUCGUAUGAUCGGUUACCGGCCUUUCCCUUGGAUAAAGUGGUGCUGGUCGUUUAUUACUCCAUGUGUUUGCAUGGGUAUCUUCCUAUUUCACCUUCUGAACUACAAGCCUCUAACCUACAACAAUGUGUACGUGUACCCUUGGUGGGGGGAGGUGAUUGGCUGGUGUAUGGCCCUGUCCUCCAUGCUCUGCAUCCCAACCAGCCUGGUCUACAAGCUCUUCAGAGCCAAGGGCACCUUCCGAGAGCGGUGGAACCACCUGACCAAGCCAGUCUGGGGGACCCAUCACCUGGAGUAUAUGGCCCCUGACGCGGACAUCAAGAGCCUGGCGUCUCUCACCCCAGGCUCCGAAGAGAAUAAGGUCAUCAUCUUCGAGAGCGUCAUGUAGCCCCACCAGCCGAAGGGGCCCUCUCUCAGUGUGGCGGCCUCCAUCUCUCUCCUGCUCUCCACACUGACCCCCCAGCCGGGGCCGGUCACUCUGGCCUCACCACACACACUGACAGACAGUGUCAUGGCAGAAUUUUAACAGGCAGCAGCUUCGUCCGGAAGCUUGCACUAAAGGGACAUGUACCUGCUGCUCAGAAAUUCGUUUGAUAAAUCUUUUGUUAGCUAAUCUGAUCCCACUGCCCUUUGUUUUUUGGGAAAAGGUAGCAGGUGCUGAUGUUUUUUUGUUUCCUCCUUUACUUUCAUACCACCAGCUCAGAGAAAAUGCACCUGUAUAAGUAAUACAGAUCCACUAAAGGUCGCAUUUAAGCCCAUGUUUGAAGAGAAACUUCAGAAAAACCUGGAAAACCGUUUUUCUUACGGUGUGUCCUAGGGUAAAGCGUGAUUGCAGCUGCCUUAAUUCCCCUGAAAUAAUAGAGUGAAGGCCAGCAUGAUUUUAAGGUAAUUGUUAAAGCCAUCAAAACUCCUUUUCCCAUGAAUAAAAGGGCAGGCGAAACUCUCUUAACUCCAGAUUUGUUAAACCCAUUUCUGAAGCUUGAGGUUUUGUUAUAUAGGUGUUGUGUUUUUUUUAUUCUUGCAUUAACAGCAAAUGAUCCUUCAAAAGUAAAAGGCAGAGCAUCUUAUAAUUCUCCUCAUGGUUAAAGUGACCUGGAGUCCUCAUUUGCACACCAGCUCCUAGUACAGAAGGGAAAAUACAGUGCCCUGAAGACUUUUGGUGCACAAACAGUAAAUAAAAGGAUUUAUAUAUUUUAAUAGGACAGGUAAGGAUGUAAUUUGUGUGAUUUUUAAGUUGAAAUAACACAAUGUCUAGUGAAUUGCUUCGUACACUUUUUUAAUUAGCAGUAAUAGAACGAAAGCUGCCAAAUUUGUAAAUGUUUCAUAUGCGCUCAACUGCAAAUUAUGAACUAAAGUUUAAUAAAAAAGAAAGUUUUUAAAUCAGUCUUACAGAAAAUUGCUAAAUUACUGGUUUUGCAUUCAUGAUGUUCACAGUCCAGCUAACGUGCCAAAAUCUAGGACUCCAUCCUUCACAGCGAUGAGUGAUGGAGAAUGGACUCCACAUGGAUGCCAUAAUAGAGCCCUUUAGUACAACUACUGCCUGGGGCAUUUCAGCACCACUAUGUGUAUUUCAGUUAAUUUUGGCUGUUCACAAGUAUUAAAACACUAUUAAAGCUUUACCGCACAUAAGGGAACAGCUGUUUUGUAUAAUAUUUUUUUUUCAAAAAGGGACAUUCAGGUGCAGAGGCAUUGGACAUAACAGGCAACUUAGUAGCUGAACGUAUGGAUGGUCUUGUUUUUAAAUAGUAUUGAUAUGGUUGUAACUGUUCCGGUAAUCUGCAAAGAUCAAGGUGGAACCAAACAAGGGAAAACAGUUACUUGGGGAAAUUUUAUAGGAGCAACACCCAGUUUGCAGUGGCAUCAAACACUAUGAUGGGACUGCUUGAUCCUGCCAGUCAGAUGUACAAGCUGCAUCUCAAAUCCUCCACUACUCUUUGAGUGGGACAUUUGUGUUGUCAUCCACUCUUCCAGGCAGCUUCAGACAGCCACAACUAAUCUUCCCAGUUCCAGUCUCCCGAUGUUCCUGUCCAUCCUGCACAUGGAUGGGCCGAACCACAGUGCAGUUGGAAAAGGGAUUUACUCCAGAGCGCGUCUUCCAGCGACUAGUAUUUAGCUGAACUCAGUCGUUCCUGCACUGCGGUAACCUGCAGGAAGCAGCUCUGAAGUAAGACCCCAGACACGGGAAAGAGACACAGCUGUUGUUUCAGUCUGUUUUCUCCUUCCAGUGCCUUGUGGUUGGUUUAUGCAGAAAGGGUCUACUGAGUAAUAAGUGGAACAUCUUCUGCCUGUACAGCUACUAAAGUGCUGUUUGAGGUUUGCACAUAGUGCCAAGUGAGAGAGGUAGUCACGUAAAUGCCAAACUUUGCCUUUGAUGCAUGUCUUAAGUCUGGAGCCCUCUUUAUUGAAAUUUAACACAGCCAGUCUAUAGGUGUGUGCACACCUUUAGGACCCCAAAGUGCUGUCCUUUCGAAUCGCCUGUCAGAAUCCUGCCAUGUACAGCAAUAUAGGUGGUACAUUUAUCAUUGUGAAAAAUCAUUGCUGAAAAUGUUGAACGAUAGAUAUUAGUAACGCAAGGCUGAACUACAUUUGCACAUUGUUGUAAAAUAAUCUCGCUAGCACCUUUUGAUCGUGUUAGAAGAAAACUUUGUUCUUUAUUUUACUUACUGUAAAAUAAAUCCAAUUUAUUUUGUGAAUGGUUUUAUUUUGCUGAUAUUUGUAAUAUAUAUACAUAUCUAUAUACAUUUAUAUAUUUAUAUAUGUGUGUGAUAUGGCUGCAAGAGGUUGCUGCCGUGUGCAGACUGUAGUUUUGAUGAAAAUGGGGUGUGUAUUAUUCUAUGAUGGCAGUGAAGGAUUGGAAGGAAGAAUUGGACUUGCUGUGCAGUGAUACAGAAGUCCACUUCAUUGAGUGUGUUUUGUCACUUGCCUUAUAUCUCCCAGAGCUCUGUUUCUCAUACUGUAGCCUCACAAAUUACUGACAUUCACUCAUUUAUCUGUGGUACAGAACCAUGUGACGUGUGUCCACAAGUGCCAGGCGGAUAGCUACCCCUCUCAGAGAGCAGGCCAGUUUAGUAGAUAGACACUGCUUUCUGUUCUUAGCAUUCAUUAGAACGAAAUAUACCUGAGCUGACAGGAAACUAUUUUGAUGUACGGUAACUGAAAUAUUCCAGAUGCAGGUGUGGUUUUCAAUGAACAGAACAGCACAGAAUACAGCCUUUAGCCCUCUGUAAGGGAGCAGGUGCUCCUGUGUUGUUGUUAAUAAAAGUACAGUUCUUUUGAUUGGUCUAAAUUUCAUUACUAAAUAGUAUAUUUUAAGUGCUCAUCCCGUGUGAAAAAUCAGUAGUUUCAUUUAGGUGAAAAAAAAUCUAUAUAUAAAUUGACAAAAAAAUAAUACUAUUGCUAUUAAUAUUGACAUUUUAGAGAUAACAUUAAGCCUUUUUAACUCUGGUAUCUGUUCUUGAUAAUGUAGAAGGCAGUAAUCAAGGUAGUGGCAGUCUGUUCAGACUUAACUGCACCUCAUUUCCUAUAGGUAAGAGGUCCCUCUUUAGAGUUAGAAGCUGUACCAUCAGCACACAUUUCAUCUUGCAUUUUAAUCAAUACCUUGUUUUUUUUUUCUCAUGCUUCUAUUCAGGCCCAGCCUCACCUUAUCAAUGAGUCACAGUUUUUCUUGUUGCACAAAUGGAAAAAGCUACUAUGUGGAUGUCUCUACACAUCACAGUCGGCACAACCAGUUGCUUAAAAUAAGGACAGUCUUGUUAAAACCCUGGGUGAUAUAUGGUGAUCUGUACGUGUUUGUGCCCUUUUCUAAGAUGGGAUUAGUUGGUUAGUCCUUGCUGUGUGGUUUCAUGGCCUCUGAUGAAGAAAUGGUCACUUUACAGUUUACCGCCCUGUUGUAGCUUUUCGGUGACCUGGCUUCUCAGCCAUGUUUUUCUGAAAACGACAGAUAAUUAAUCUGCAGCAGCAGCAGCUCUUCGUCUAUAUGCAGAUUCACAAAGCUGAAAAAGUGACAGACUAAAGCAAGAAGGCAGCUGUAGCUGAAAAAUUAAAAUGUAUUUUUUUAAACACGUAAGCUUAGGAGUGAACAACCCAGUCUCAAGAAAUUAACUUGCGUGUUAUGGUUGCGAGACGAAUUGCAUGGGUAUGGACAGAGCUCUAGGCUUUUAAGAGCCUGGAUUGUUCAGCAAGUUUAAUAAAAUCAUAUUGAAAUCUAAAUUAUACAGCAAAACCAAUAUACAUUACUUAAACCAUGUGCUAUUUCACUAUUUUUGUAAUCCUAUUUCAGAUGUUAUCCUUUGCUCCAAGGAUUGGUGGUGCAAAGUAAAUAGAAUUUCUCAUUUAUAGUGCAGACUGAGGUCUGGAAGGCCAAUAAUAAGGUGAGGUUCACAGGCUGAGACUUGGUGCUUGGGGGUGUGCAACGCUUCUGUCCGUGAAAGAAGUGUGUGUGUUCACAUGAGCUUGUGUUUGUCUAGUUGGCAUUUUAUGUUGCCUUCUUGGGAGGUGUUGAUGUUUUCAGAAAAUAGAAACGGCCUGUUUUAAUGCAUCCCAUUCAGUCUCUGACCACAGAAUUUGCAAGAUUUCCUAAGUGAAAUUGUCCAUGACUGCAGGACCUUAGGAUGCAGUUCGCAAUAAACUAUGCAAUGUAACAUAAGGAAAAUUUAACCAGCUAGCAGUGACAGCUUGUCUUUCUGACACAAACUGGGCAACAAUGCACAAAUACUAUAGUAACGAGACUCAAGAGGGAUUUUAAAAACAUUGAUCUUUCUAGCAAGUGAUAUAAACUGAAUUUUAUAUGUGUUCGGCUGUGAAGAAGCAGCAGCCAGAUCCAAAGGCGGUUUUAAACCCGUCAAACUACCAGCACUAUCACGUGUACAGGCAGGCUGAGCACUGUAGAGAUUUGUGCUAAAAGCCUCCAGUAGAAAACCAUAAUAAAAUGAGACUUAAAAUGGAUGUGAAAUACGGCAACCAUGAAAUUUUAAUCCACUAUUAUAUAUAUUUCUUUGCAGUCAAAUAAUGCCAUCCCAACAGACUCUGUUUAAUCCAAGUGAUUUCAAAGUGCGGUGAAUAGUGUUAAAAAUGGAAGCAUUAUAGUGAAAGAAUACUCAGCACUCAUGCACCUCGGAUGAGGAUACUGUGAAUAAAUGAGGGUUAUGAAGUUUUUGGUGAGCUAAUAAACCCAUGUGAUGUUCCAUCUUUGUGCUUGAAUAACGUGUUCCACCUGUGAAACCUAACUUCUAGUCUUCCAUUCAUGAUCGUAAGAGUAGUAAUAAACUGUAACAACAAUAAUGGUGACGACGGCAACAAUGGUGUUCCAUUGGUAUCAUCCUUCACAAUGUACAAAGGGCUUCAUGCUUUGACCACUGUGACUGUGUGCAGAACUCCACUCGCCCAAACAAGAGUAACAACAUGGCAAUAAAGAGAACUAACUCUGA